UGCGCUGGGCGUUGGAAGGUCGACCCGGGAGGCGCGCGCCGCUGGCAGAGCGCGGGUGGCUGCACGCGCGUUGCUCCAUCUCCAGCCUGGCAUUCCCUCUCGGAGCUGCAUGUCAAAAGGAAAUCUCCUUGGUUACGUGUGUAAAAUGGAGAACCAUUUUUUUAAAAAAUAUAUUUUUCAGAUCCAAGAAUGGACAUUAUAACCUAUGAUGAUUACUCCAGUCCACCGCUUCAGAGAUAUUGAGAGGAAACCGGAAUACCUUCAGCCGGACAAGUGCGUUCCACCUCCCAGCAACGGUUCCUCAGGAACAAUGUGGUUUAUUCGAGAUGGCUGUGGUAUUGCCUGCGCAGUCGUCACUUGGUUUUUGGUCUUGUAUGCUGACUUUGUAGUCCUCCUUGUUAUGCUGCUUCCAUCAAGAGACUAUAUUUACAGUGUGAUCAAUGGAAUAGUUUUCAAUGCAUUGGCAUUCCUGGCUCUGGCUUCACACAUGCGAGCUAUGAUAACAGAUCCAGGUGCAGUGCCCAAAGGUAAUGCCACAAAAGAGUUCAUAGAAAGUUUACAGCUAAAGCCAGGACAAGUGGUUUACAAGUGUCCAAAAUGCUGUAGUAUCAAACCGGACAGAGCACAUCACUGCAGUGUUUGUAAGAGAUGUAUACGGAAAAUGGAUCAUCAUUGUCCAUGGGUUAACAACUGUGUAGGAGAGAAUAACCAGAAGUACUUUGUACUGUUUACCAUGUAUAUAGCAUUAAUUUCCCUGCAUGCCCUUAUCAUGGUUGGAUUUCACUUCCUGUAUUGUUUUGAAGAAGACUGGACAAAGUGCAGUUCUUUCUCUCCACCGACUACUGUGAUCCUUCUUAUACUCCUGUGUUUUGAGGCUCUCCUCUUUCUCAUCUUCACAUCUGUAAUGUUUGGAACGCAGGUACACUCCAUCUGCACUGAUGAAACGGGAAUAGAACAGUUGAAAAAAGAAGAGAGAAGAUGGGCUAAAAAAACAAAAUGGAUGAACAUGAAAGCAGUAUUUGGCCAUCCGUUCUCUAUAGUUUGGCUUAGCCCAUUUGCUACUCCAGACCAAGGCAAAGCAGACCCAUAUCAGUAUGUGGUCUAAGAAUUGAUGAACAGCAUUUCCACUAAAACAAAACUGCAUUUAUGGCACUUCGGUUAUUAUACAUGAAUGUUUCAAAUGAAAAGGCAAUUUUUUUUUACAAACUGCCUAUUAAAUGGCUGAUCAUUGCAGAGAAAAAUGCCUAUUAAAUGGCUGAUCAUUGCAGAGAAAAAGCAGCCCUGUAUUCUGAAAACUUUUGGUAAUUCUCCAUCUCUGGUGGCUGAAGCUUUUUCCUUUCUCUUUUUUAACUUGUUAACUUUACUGGCCUGUUUUGUUUUUCCGUCUGCUUUCUCUGACAUGACUAAUGUAAAGGGGAAUUUCUUUUUUCUAUGCCUACUCACCCAUAUUGAUUGAGUAGUCCUUUCACCAUGGUUGACAUCCAAAUGACAGUCUAUGCCAGCAGUGCCACCAUCUUCUUACAUAAAAUGUUAUGGACUUCUUGAUGGCAGAUGAUGCUUUUAGUUGGCAGUAAGGACUCUCUCCUUGUGUUGUGGUACAAUUUCCCACUAAGUUUAAGCCUCACUUACUAAGAGCUGAAAGAUGGAAGAUAAAAGUGUGAUCCUACAAGAGGGCCAGUUAAUAACAAAAUUGCUUAGCAUUUAUUGUUUAAAACAUAUUGCCAACAUUACUGUACAUUACAUUAUUGUACUUUGGACAGCUACAGAAAGGAUUCUUUCUUGCACUGUUUGAUUCCAUACCUUCUCUGGUUAGCAGGAAAUGCUUUCUUCCUAGGUUAAAGGAUGGACAGUUUUUGUGAAUAUGUGUGGAUUGUAAUGCCUUAUAAUUGGAGGAGAAAGAAAUAUGGAGUUAAAUGUGUAGAAUAGCAAGAUAAUGUGUGUCCUGGGUUGCUUUUUUAAAUUGAGGGAUUGUUAUUGAACAGUGUUCAUGUGUAGAAAAGGCUUGCAAGUCCAGAUAAAAACAUAAGCACAGAAUGUUUGUAUAGAUAUGUCAGCAUUGUUCUCUCUUUUUUUAAAACAUUACCACCUUUUUUAUAUCUCUAAAUGUUUGUUCUCCUUUAUAUUUAUACAUAUAUAUAUAUAUUUUACAUUGGGGAAAUGCCACGUGUUAAAAAAAAAAAUCAUGCAUGCCUUCUGUCAUGAUUAUGUGGAUGGCAAACCGUGUAUGUAGUAAGGAUGGGAAGCAGAGAGAUCUUCAAGAGGGCAUUCUGUUUUUAAAAAGAAGCAAGUAGAAGAGAUUACAUCCAAGCUGAUUAUUUUGUAUCUGGAUAGGGACUUUUAUCAUAUAUUUUGGAUAAAAAAAACCCCACUACUGAUGGAAACCUCGGAAUAAUUGCAAAACCAACAACAACACCCUUUAAAAUGAUAGAACUGCAAAUAAGCUGGGCUGCUGCAUUUAUUCUUUAGACUGAAUCAAAGCCAUGGAGUGGGAGAGAAGUCAGUGGAGGAGGCCAAUAGAUCUGUCUCGUUUUGAAAAUAAUGUGAAUGCUGCAUCUUUUCAAUUCUGUCAAUGCUUCCAUAGGGGAAACAAAUGCAAUAAACCUUUUCUGAACACUG
Elgaria multicarinata webbii is the source of this 2616-nucleotide messenger RNA. RefSeq names its product zinc finger DHHC-type palmitoyltransferase 3 (gene ZDHHC3). The record is from RefSeq and is a predicted model, not a curated record. Bases 206 to 1105 code for a protein of 299 amino acids. The transcript is spliced from 7 exons. NCBI's taxonomy places the organism in Eukaryota, Metazoa, Chordata, Lepidosauria, Squamata, Anguidae. Gene Ontology annotation, molecular function: palmitoyltransferase activity.